CGGCUGUGUGCGCGCGUCCCUCGCCGCCGCUGCCCGGACAGCCCUGCGGCUGCCCCGCCGGCGGAGCCGGGGCCGGCCUGUCCUCGGGCGGCUGCCUGGCCACCGCCACCCGAACAGCUCCAGCCCAUAUGAAGAUCAAUGAUGCAGAUUGCUGGGUUCGAUGAAGCUGGGCAUAUAUAACUAGAUUCAUUAAGGAAUACAAAGAAAAUAUUUAACAGGAUCAAUAAUGGUGUCUUCUGGUUGCAGAAUGCGAAGUCUGUGGUUUAUCAUUAUAAUCAGCUUCUUACCGAAUACAGAAGGUUUCAGCAGAGCAGCUUUACCAUUUGGGUUAGUUAGGCGAGAAUUAUCCUGUGAAGGUUAUUCUAUAGAUCUGCGAUGUCCAGGCAGUGAUGUCAUCAUGAUUGAGAGCGCUAACUACGGUCGGACAGAUGACAAGAUUUGUGAUGCUGACCCAUUUCAGAUGGAGAAUACAGACUGCUACCUCCCAGAUGCCUUCAAAAUUAUGACUCAAAGGUGCAACAACCGAACGCAGUGCAUAGUAGUUACUGGGUCAGAUGUUUUUCCUGAUCCAUGUCCUGGAACAUACAAAUAUCUUGAAGUCCAGUAUGAAUGUGUCCCUUACAUUUUUGUGUGCCCUGGGACCUUGAAAGCAAUUGUGGACUCACCAUGUAUAUAUGAAGCUGAGCAAAAGGCAGGUGCUUGGUGCAAGGACCCUCUUCAGGCUGCAGAUAAAAUUUAUUUCAUGCCCUGGACUCCUUAUCGUACCGAUACUUUAAUAGAAUAUGCUUCUUUAGAAGAUUUCCAAAGCAGUCGCCAAACAACAACAUAUAAACUUCCAAAUCGAGUAGAUGGUACUGGAUUUGUGGUAUAUGAUGGUGCUGUCUUCUUUAACAAAGAACGAACGAGAAAUAUUGUGAAAUUUGAUUUGAGGACUAGAAUUAAGAGUGGAGAGGCCAUAAUUAAUUAUGCCAACUAUCAUGAUACCUCACCAUAUAGAUGGGGAGGAAAGACUGAUAUCGACCUAGCAGUUGAUGAAAACGGCUUAUGGGUCAUUUAUGCCACUGAACAGAACAAUGGAAUGAUAGUUAUUAGCCAACUGAAUCCAUACACUCUUCGAUUCGAAGCAACAUGGGAGACUGUAUAUGACAAACGUGCUGCAUCGAAUGCUUUUAUGAUCUGCGGAGUCCUCUAUGUGGUCAGAUCAGUUUAUCAAGACAAUGAGAGUGAAACAGGCAAGAACGCAAUUGAUUACAUUUACAAUACUCGAUUAAACCGAGGAGAAUAUGUAGAUGUUCCCUUCCCCAACCAGUACCAGUAUAUUGCUGCAGUGGAUUACAAUCCUAGAGAUAACCAACUCUACGUGUGGAACAAUAACUUUAUUUUACGAUAUUCUCUGGAAUUUGGUCCACCUGAUCCUGCCCAAGUGCCUACCACAGCUGUGACAAUAACUUCUUCAGCUGAGCUGUUCAAAACCACAGUACCAACCACAAGCACUACUUCACAGAAAGGCCCCAUGAGCACAACUGUAGCUGGAUCACAGGAAGGAAGCAAAGGGACAAAACCACCUCCAGCAGUUUCUACAACCAAAAUUCCUCCUAUAACAAAUAUUUUUCCCCUGCCAGAGAGAUUCUGCGAAGCAUUAGACGCGAGGGGGAUAAGGUGGCCUCAGACACAAAGGGGAAUGAUGGUUGAACGACCAUGUCCCAAGGGAACAAGAGGAACUGCCUCGUAUCUCUGCAUGGUUUCCACUGGAACAUGGAACCCUAAGGGCCCCGAUCUUAGCAACUGUACCUCACACUGGGUGAAUCAGCUGGCUCAGAAGAUCAGAAGUGGAGAAAAUGCUGCUAGUCUUGCCAAUGAACUAGCUAAACAUACCAAAGGGCCAGUGUUUGCUGGGGAUGUGAGUUCUUCAGUGAGAUUGAUGGAGCAGUUGGUGGAUAUUCUUGAUGCACAGCUGCAGGAACUGAAACCCAGUGAAAAGGAUUCAGCUGGACGGAGUUAUAACAAGCUCCAAAAACGAGAGAAGACAUGCAGGGCUUACCUUAAGGCAAUUGUUGACACAGUGGACAACCUGCUGAGACCUGAAGCUUUGGAAUCAUGGAAACACAUGAAUUCUUCUGAACAAGCACAUACAGCAACAAUGUUACUCGAUACAUUGGAAGAAGGAGCUUUUGUCCUGGCUGACAAUCUGGUUGAACCAACCAGGGUCUCAAUGCCUACAGAAAAUAUUGUUCUAGAAGUUGCAGUACUCAGUACAGAAGGACAGGUCCAAGACUUUAAAUUUCCUUUGGGCAUCAAAGGAGCAGGCAGCUCUAUCCAACUCUCUGCAAAUACUGUCAAACAGAAUACCUUCCUAGGGCUUGCAAAGUUGGUGUUCAUCAUUUACCGGAGUCUGGGACAGUUCCUUAGUACAGAAAAUGCAACCAUAAAAUUGGGUGCUGACUUUAUUGGUCGUAAUAGCACCAUUGCAGUGAAUUCCCACGUCAUUUCAGUUUCAAUCAAUAAAGAAUCCAGCCGAGUAUACUUGACAGAUCCUGUGCUUUUUACCCUGCCACACAUUGAUCCUGACAAUUAUUUCAAUGCAAACUGCUCCUUCUGGAACUACUCAGAGAGAACUAUGAUGGGAUAUUGGUCUACCCAGGGCUGCAAGCUGGUUGACACUAAUAAAACUCGUACAACGUGUGCAUGCAGCCACCUAACAAAUUUUGCAAUUCUCAUGGCCCACAGGGAAAUUGCAUACAAAGAUGGAGUUCAUGAAUUACUCCUUAAAGUCAUCACCUGGGUGGGAAUUGUCAUCUCCCUUGUUUGUCUGGCUAUCUGCAUCUUCACCUUCUGCUUUUUCCGUGGUCUACAGAGUGACCGUAAUACUAUUCACAAGAACCUUUGUAUCAACCUUUUCAUUGCUGAAUUUAUUUUUCUAAUAGGCAUUGAUAAGACAAAAUACAUGAUUGCAUGCCCAAUAUUUGCAGGACUUUUACACUUUUUCUUUUUGGCUGCUUUUGCUUGGAUGUGCUUAGAAGGUGUGCAGCUCUAUCUAAUGUUAGUUGAAGUUUUCGAAAGUGAAUAUUCAAGGAAGAAAUAUUACUAUGUUGCUGGUUACUUGUUUCCUGCCACAGUGGUUGGAGUCUCAGCUGCUAUUGACUAUAAGAGCUAUGGAACAGAAAAAGCUUGCUGGCUUCAUGUUGAUAACUAUUUUAUAUGGAGUUUCAUUGGACCUGUUACCUUCAUUAUUCUGCUAAAUGUUAUUUUCCUGGUGAUCACAUUGUGCAAAAUGGUGAAGCACUCAAACACUUUGAAACCAGAUUCUAGCAGGUUGGAAAACAUUAAGUCUUGGGUGCUUGGCGCUUUUGCUCUUCUAUGUCUUCUUGGCCUAACCUGGUCAUUUGGGUUGCUUUUUAUUAAUGAGGAGACUAUUGUGAUGGCAUAUCUCUUCACCAUCUUUAAUGCUUUCCAGGGACUGUUCAUUUUCAUCUUUCACUGUGCUCUCCAAAAGAAAGUACGAAAAGAAUAUGGCAAGUGCUUCAGACACUCAUAUUGCUGCGGCAGCCUUCCAACUGAGAGCCCCCACAGUUCAGUGAAGGCAUCAACUACCAGAACCAGUGCUCGGUAUUCCUCUGGCACACAGAGUCGUAUAAGAAGGAUGUGGAAUGACACUGUGAGAAAACAAUCUGAAUCUUCUUUUAUCUCAGGUGACAUCAAUAGCACUUCAACACUUAAUCAAGGACAUUCACUGAACAAUGCCAGGGAUACAAGUGCCAUGGAUACUCUACCGCUAAAUGGUAAUUUUAACAACAGCUACUCACUGCGCAAAGGGGACUAUAAUGACAGCGUGCAGGUCGUGGACUGUGGACUAAGUCUGAAUGAUACUGCUUUUGAGAAAAUGAUCAUUUCAGAAUUAGUGCACAACAACCUACGGGGCAGCAGCAAGACUCACAACCUCGAGCUCACACUACCGGUCAAACCCACCAUUGGAGGUAGCAGCAGCGAAGAUGAUGCUAUCGUGGCAGACGCUUCAUCUUUAAUGCACGGUGACAACCCAGGGCUGGAGCUCCACCACAGAGAACUCGAGGCACCACUCAUUCCUCAGCGGACUCACUCCCUUCUGUACCAACCCCAGAAGAAAGUGAAGCCCGAGGGGACUGACAGCUAUGUCUCCCAGCUGACAGCUGAGGCUGAGGACCAUCUACAGUCCCCCAACAGAGACUCUCUUUAUACAAGCAUGCCCAAUCUUAGAGACUCUCCCUAUCAGGAGAGCAGUCCCGACAUAGAAGAAGACCUGUCUCCCUCCAGGAGGAGUGAGAACGAGGACAUGUACUAUAAGAGCAUGCCAAACCUUGGAGCUAGCCAUCAGCUUCAGACGUGCUACCAGAUUAGCAGGGGGAAUAGUGAUGGUUACAUAAUCCCCAUUAACAAAGAAGGGUGUAUUCCCGAAGGAGAUGUUAGAGAAGGACAGAUGCAGCUGGUGACAAGUCUUUAAUAGUGCAGCUAAGGAAUUCCAAGGGCCACAUGCAAGCAUUAGUAAAUAAAGACUCCAUUGGCCCGAUGCAGCCCCCUCCAGCUCUGCUCGAAGAGACGGCUCUGUUGACCUGUGGUUCCUCCCGUGUGAACGAGAUGACUGAACCUUUGCAGUUCUGUGAAUUUUUAUAAAACAUACAAAAACUUUGUAUAUACACAGAGUAUACUAAAAUGAAUUAUUUGUUACAAAGAAAAGAGAUGCCAACCAGGUAUUUUAAGAUUCUGCUGCUGUUUAGAGAAAUUGUGAAACAAGCAAACAAAACUUUCCAGCCAUUUUACUGCAGCAGUUUGCGAACUAAAUUUGUAAAUAUGGCUGCACCAUUUUUGUAGGCCUGCAUUGUAUUAUAUACAAGACGUAGGCUUUAAAAUCCUGUGGGACAAAUUUACUGUACCUUACUGUUCCUGACAAGACUUGGAAAAGCAGGAGAGAUAUUCUGCAUCAGUUUGCAGUUCACUGCAAAUCUUUUACAUUAAGGCAAAGAUUGAAAACAUGUUUAACCACUAGCAAUCAAGCCACAGGCCUUAUUUCAUAUGUUUCCUCAACUGUACAAUGAACUAUUCUCAUGAAAAAUGGCUAAAGAAAUUAUAUUUUGUUCUAUUGCUAGGGUAAAAUAAAUACAUUUGUGUCCAACUAAAAUAUAAUUGUCAUUAAAAUAAUUUUAAAGAGUUUGACGAAAAUAUUGUGAAAAGCUCUUGGUUGCACAUAUGUUAUGAAAUGUUUUUUCUUAUACUUUGUCAUUGGUAAGUUCUACCCAUUUUUCACUUAUUUUCCACUGUAUACAGUGUUCUGCUUUGACAAGUUAGGUUUAUUCUUACAUUUAAAUUUCUUAUUGCCAAAAGAACGUGUGUUUUAUGGGGAGAAAAUUCUUUGAAGCCAGUUAUGCCAUGCCUUGCACAAAUGUGGUGAAAUCUAGAAAAGAUUGUGUCAUCCCUCUAUUUAUUCUUGAACAGAGGGCAGAGAGGGCACUGGGCACUUCUCACAAAUUUUUAGUGAAUAAAAGGUGCCUGUUUUUUUAAAAAACAAAAUAAAACAUAAAUAUUACUCUUCCAUAUUCCUUCUGCCUAUAUUUAGUAAUUAAUUUAUUUUAUGAUAAAGUUCUAAUGAAAUGUAAAUUGUUUCAGCAAAAUUCUGCUUUCCUUUUCAUCCCUUUGUGUAAACCUGUUAAUAAUGAGCCCAUCACUAAUAUCCAGUGUAAAGUUUAACACGGUUUGACAGUAAAUAAAUGUGAAUUUUUUCAAGUA
Pteropus alecto (black flying fox) is the source of this 5757-nucleotide messenger RNA. It is a transcript of the gene ADGRL2, whose product is annotated as adhesion G protein-coupled receptor L2. Bases 227 to 4477 code for a protein of 1416 amino acids. Gene Ontology annotation, molecular function: carbohydrate binding; G protein-coupled receptor activity. The transcript has 21 exons. The record is from RefSeq and is a predicted model, not a curated record. Lineage: Eukaryota; Metazoa; Chordata; Mammalia; Chiroptera; Pteropodidae. Gene Ontology annotation, cellular component: neuron projection; membrane. Gene Ontology annotation, biological process: cell surface receptor signaling pathway; adenylate cyclase-activating G protein-coupled receptor signaling pathway; brain development.